Messenger RNA from Lithohypha guttulata, 354 nucleotides. RefSeq names its product 60S ribosomal protein L34B (gene RPL34B). The transcript has 3 exons. Gene Ontology annotation, cellular component: ribosome. Gene Ontology annotation, molecular function: structural constituent of ribosome. Gene Ontology annotation, biological process: translation. Lineage: Eukaryota; Fungi; Ascomycota; Eurotiomycetes; Chaetothyriales; Trichomeriaceae. The coding region runs from base 1 to 354 and encodes 117 amino acids. The record is from RefSeq and is a predicted model, not a curated record.
AUGGUCAACCAACGUCUCCAGUACCGACGAAGAAACCCAUACAACACACGCUCAAACAAGGUCCGAAUCGUCAAGACUCCAGGCGGUGAACUCAGAUAUCUACACACCAAGAAGAGCGGAACUGCUCCAAAAUGUGGUGAUUGUGGUGUAAAACUUCCAGGCAUCCCAGCCCUUAGACCACGAGAAUACGCCACAACAUCCAAGACCCAGAAAUCAGUUUCCCGAGCCUACGGCGGAUCGAGAUGUGCCAAUUGUGUACGGGACAGAAUUGUCCGGGCUUUCUUGAUUGAGGAGCAGAAGAUCGUCAAGAAGGUGCUGAAGGAGACGGCUGAGAAGAAGCAGGGCAAGAAAUAG